Molecule: messenger RNA, 2550 nt
Organism: Corythoichthys intestinalis (scribbled pipefish)
Lineage: Eukaryota; Metazoa; Chordata; Actinopteri; Syngnathiformes; Syngnathidae
Gene: ddx51
Product: DEAD (Asp-Glu-Ala-Asp) box polypeptide 51
Exons: 16
Coding region: 38-1978 (646 amino acids)
Cellular component (GO): nucleus
Molecular function (GO): nucleic acid binding; ATP binding
Source: RefSeq, a predicted model, not a curated record
AUGUGUGGAAGCGUAUGUCGGCUCUUUACGGGACGAAAUGUAUACAUUUUGGUGGGAGGGAAUGUCUUUGUUUUUGGUGAACAGGUAUCUUGGAGAUGAAGAUGAUGGGAGUAUUUCGAAGGAGUCCCGAUCCCUGUUGUUACUUGAUAAAUUGCAUCAGAAGGCAAAAAGAAAGCAGAAGCAAGGUUUAACAGAGGCGCAAGUGAAGUGUGAUGUUAAAAAGAAACGGAAGGCUGACAAUGACAGCAGCCUAGAAGGCCGAAGCAGUAGAAAGAAGAAAUCAAAGGCUGUAGUUGUGAAUGUUUCGACAAAUAUUCAUCAAGACCCUGUUGAGAAUGAAGAAAAGAGUGAUGAGAAGCAAAUAAAUGACCAGUCGGAAACUUGUGCCACUGGUAGAGAUGCAGCGGUUGAGAGGACGGCGGAAGAUAUCCCAAAUGCAACCUCAAGGUCUUUAUCUGGUUUCACAAUUCUGGGGGGAUUUGAGAGUAAACCGGUCAAAAAGGUUCACCGAGUCCUACCUCAGUGGCUGGCUCGGCCUGACGUGAUCCCAAGAGACAUGAAAAGUAAACUGGUGCCUUGCUCUGAGAUAAGAGAACUUAGUGCGUCGUUGCUAAAGAAAUUAAACAGUCAUGGAAUCCAUCACUUCUUUCCAGUGCAAGCGGAGGUCAUUCCAGCCAUCUUGGAGGGUGCACAGCAUGGACUACUGAUUGGACAAGCUGGCUACAGGCCCAGAGAUGUUUGCGUUUCUGCUCCAACUGGCAGUGGCAAGACUCUGGCUUUUGUUAUCCCUAUAAUACAGGCGCUGAUGGAGAGGGCUGUGUGUGAAAUCCGUGCCUUGGCUGUGUUACCGACCAAAGAGCUCGCUCAGCAGGUUUGCAAGGUUUUUACAUCAUAUGCUGAGGGAACUACCCUGAAAGUGGUUAUGCUUGCAGGCCAGAAGUCAUUUGCUGCAGAGGAGGCUUCACUUUCUGAGCAAAGAGCAGGGACGAGACGGAGUUUAGCUGACAUUGUUGUGGCUACCCCAGGUCGACUUGUUGAUCACAUCAACAAGAAUGCAGGCUUCUGUCUGGAUCACCUUAGGUUCCUUGUUAUUGAUGAAGCAGACAAAAUGAUUGACAGUUUGCGUCAGUCUUGGCUUAGUCAGGUUGAAAAGGCAAAGUAUGGAACGGCGGAGAACAAGUCCAUCAUCAGACAAAGAAUACCCUCGUGUGUCACAGCAGGCUGUCUGUCGCCUCCUCAAAUGCCACUUCAGAAACUGCUUUUCUCAGCUACACUUACUCAAAACCCAGAGAAAUUGCAGCAGUUGGGCCUCCACCAGCCAAGACUUUUUAGCUCUGUCAACCCUUCCAGUUGUGAUGGUCUUCAACCAUCGGUCGACGCCCAUAAAUCUGAGCAGUUUGACUUUCCCCAAAGUCUGUCGGAGUUUUAUGUGCCUACUACGCUUGGCAGAAAACCUCUCAUCAUUCUCCACUUCAUCCUGCGUAUGAAGCUCAGCCCAAUCCUUUGUUUUGUCAACUCCAGAGUGACGGCACACAGACUUUGCCUGUUGAUAAAGCUCUUUGGUGGCGUUCAAGUCGCAGAGUUCUCGUCACGACUGUCCCCUGGAGAAAGAAAGAAGAAGCUGAAAGAAUUUGAACAGGGAAAGCUAAACCUGUUGAUAAGCACCGAUGCAGCUGCCAGAGGCAUUGACAUAUCUGGGGUCAAAUGUGUUGUGAACUAUGAUGCUCCUCAAUACAUCAGGACAUACAUUCACAGAAUUGGAAGAACCGCAAGAGCUGGAAAAACUGGUCUGGCCUUUACCUUUCUGCUCGGAGUACAGGAGAAAAACUUCAUUCAGAUGGUUACCAAAGCUGGGAGCCUGGGGAUCCAAAAACAGGUCAUUAAACCUGCAAACCUAAAGAGUCUGGAAGACAGAUACGAACAAACCCUACAGGAGCUCGCUGCUGUCAUUAAGGAAGAAGACGCCAACUCAAAAUAAUAUAUCAGCUGACUGAAGAUCAUCUAAUAAAUGGAUAAUUUAUUUUAUUGUUACCAUACUAGUGGAAAGAUGCAAAAUAAUUUUUGUAAGGAUUUUUUUAUUGGCUGGUAGUUAUAACAUGACUGCUGCUUCUCAACAAUAGAACACAAGGCAGUGUGAGUGCUCGCCGAGGCCACAACGGGAAUGAUGAGAUCCGCAGUAGUCCGCUGAAACUCCGGCGGCAUUAAAAAAAUUUCAGGAGGUGCAUGAAGAUGGCAGUUUUGACCAAUCUGCUGUAAUUUAGCCCUGUCAUACUGAAUAAAUGCCUUUUUUAUAUUCCAUUUAGCACAAGACUGUUAUUUGUAAUGAAAUUACAAUUUAUAUUGUGGUCAGGGAAUCAAUACUUAUAUAGUACAAAGAAUAUCCUGCAAUUAAAUUGGAGUAGGGAGAUAAAAACAAUGAGAUUUUGUGAUGUCCAGGGAGAAAGCUUCAGGUUGGUUGUCUCCGUUUUCUCGUUCUUAAUCUUCCGGCUUUUCCAAAAACGACUCAACAUACUAGUCCUUCUCAAAAAAUUAGCAUAUUGUGAUAAAGUU